AUGGUGCCAAACGACCAAAUCGCCGUGGACCCGGUUCUUUAUGAUCUGGGAAACGAGUAUAGCGUCGAUGACUGGCAGUCAAACCACCUCGAUCGCGUCCUCGGUGUAUCGAGGCUUCAUGGAAAAUGGCCGAAGGUUCGAGGUGAAAUAGCCAUGGCUCACUUGAACACCUCGGAUAACAAGACCACCAGAUACGCAAACUUAAGGCAAUCCACAUAUGCUGUCGCCGUCGACGACAAGCAGUUCGAGGCAUAUGAAUGCAUUCAUGUCGUGGCUCUUUUAUCAGAAGCGAAAUCAGAUAAUCCGUAUUUCCAAUCUCCGAUCGGAGAUUCCCCAAAGCACAUUCUAGACCUUGGAACCGGCAAGGGUACAUGGGCUAUUGAGGUUGCUGAUCUUUUACCCAACACCACCGUCCGUGGCGUGGACCUUUUUCCACCACCAGUGAGCUGGAUGCCACCAAACUGCGUUCUGGAAGUAGACGAUGUAUUGCAGGAAUGGACUUGGCGCGACCCGUUUGACCUCGUCCACCUGCGCAUAUUGGAUUCAGCUUUCACCACCGAAGAAUCAGAUCGCGUUUAUAAGCAAUGUUAUGAAAAUAUUCGACCGGGUGGCUGGAUCGAGCAUCUCGGUCCCAGCAUGUACGUGGAAUGUGACGACGGCAGCGUGCCUCCAGACAACAUCUUGUUUGGAUUUGGCGAUUUGAUAAGUCGCGCCGCUAAUAAAAUGGGCCGACCUAUCAACAUCUAUCAGACAUUUCACGGGUCCAUCGAAAAGGCUGGUUUCGUGGAUAUCCAGGAGAAGGUCUAUAAGUGGCCGAUCGGGCCCUGGCCGAGAGACAAGUUGUUGAAAGAAGUCGGGGCUCUUAAUUUCCAUCAUUGGUCAAACGGUUUGGAAGGCUAUAUAAUGUUCGUGCUGACCAAGUUUGGUGAGCCGGAGCCCUGGUUGAAGGAUGAGGUCCUUGUCUAUGCAGCCAAAAUCCGUUCAGAGUUGACCAACCCACGACAUCACGUUUAUCACAGAGCGUAA
Penicillium atrosanguineum is the source of this 1026-nucleotide messenger RNA. RefSeq lists its product as uncharacterized. The transcript is spliced from 9 exons. NCBI's taxonomy places the organism in Eukaryota, Fungi, Ascomycota, Eurotiomycetes, Eurotiales, Aspergillaceae. Bases 1 to 1026 code for a protein of 341 amino acids. The record is from RefSeq and is a predicted model, not a curated record.